AUGCCCGGAAAAGGCCGAGAUAACAGCGGCGGCGGUGCGAUGGUGAAGGGAGGGAAGAAGAAGGAAACGAAGGGGUUGAAAGUAGCGCGAGAGGCACGGGAGGAGAUUAAGGUGGAGGGGAAGGAAGAGGAGAGAGAAGAGGAUAUUUUGGAGAUGGAGGAGGAAGAGGGGAGAGGAGGAGGAAGAGGAGGAGGAGGAGGAGGAGGAGGAGGAGGAGGAGGAGGAGGAGGAGGAGGAGGAGGAGGAGGAGGAGGAGGAGGAGAGGAGGAGGAGGAGGAGGAGGAGGAGGAGGAGGAGGAGGAGGAGGAGGAGAGGAGGAGGAGGAGGAGGAGGAGGGAGGAGGAGGAGGAGGAGGAGGAGGAGGAGGAGGAGGAGGAGGAAGAGGAAGAGGAAGAGGAAGAGGAAGAGGAGGAGGAGGAGGAGGAAGAGGAGGAUCAGGGUACAGAGAGCAAGAAGCGGAAGCGGAAGGAGGGAGCCACGGCCGCGGGAGACGCGGAGAAAGCGGCGGAUGGAUCGGCGGGAUUUGCGGGGAAGAAGGUCGCGGUGGGGGCGACCAAAGCGGACAUGGUCGCCGAGGAAGCUUCCGCGAAGGACACGCCGGGGAAGGUGAAGAAAAGCAAGGGGGGAAAAAAGGAGAAGGGGGAAGAUGCGGCGGAGGAAGCGGAAACGGGGGAUAAGAAGGAGAAGGCGGGGAAGACGGCGGAUAAGACGGCGGGGAAGGCGGCGAAGGAAGCGGGGAGCAACAUUAUGAGCGCGGUGGCGUUCGAUACGCUGCACAUCUGCGACGGCACGCGCAAGGGGAUCGAAGAGAUGGGCUUCACGCACAUGACGGAGGUCCAGGCUCGGACCAUACCGCACCUGCUGGCUGGGAAGGACGUGCUAGGUGCGGCGCGCACAGGCUCGGGGAAGACCCUGGCGUUCCUCAUCCCCGCUAUAGAGCUGCUGUUCCGUGGCAACUUCAUGCCGCGCAACGGCACGGGCGUGAUUAUCAUCUCUCCCACUCGAGAGCUCGCCAUGCAGAUCUUCGGAGUGGCCCGCGAUUUGAUGGCCCACCACAAGCAGACUUUUGGCAUCGUGAUGGGCGGCGCGAACCGCAAGGCGGAGGCGGAGAAGCUUAUAAAGGGGACGAACCUUCUGGUGGCGACGCCUGGGCGGCUGCUGGACCACCUGCAGAACACCAAGGGGUUUGUUUUCCGGAACCUCAAGUGCGUGGUGAUCGACGAAGCAGACCGGAUUCUCGAAGUGGGGUUUGAGGAGGAGAUGCGGCAGAUCCUGAAUCUUCUGCCCAAGGACCGCCAAACCAUGUUAUUCUCGGCCACCCAAACUACCAAGGUGGAGGAUCUGGCGCGAGUGAGCUUCAGCCGCACUCCCGUCUACAUCGGCGUCGACGACGGGCGGCACAAGGCCACGGUGGAGGGGUUGGAGCAGGGCUACUGCGUGGUGCCCAGUAAGGACCGCUUUCUGCUUCUUUUCACCUUCCUCAAGAAGAACCUCAAGAAGAAGGUCAUGGUGUUCUUUUCCUCCUGUGCUGCAGUCAAGUUCUACUCCGAGCUUUUAAACUACAUUGACAUACCCGUGCUGGACAUUCACGGCAAGCAGAAGCAGCAGAAGCGCACGACCACCUACUUUGAGUUUGUGAACGCCGACAAGGGCAUUCUCCUGUGCACGGAUGUUGCGGCAAGGGGGUUGGAUAUCCCUGCUGUGGAUUGGAUUAUCCAGUACGACCCGCCUGAUGAUCCCAAGGAGUACAUUCACAGGGUGGGCAGAACAGCAAGAGGAGAAGGAGGCAGUGGCCGCGCCCUGCUGUUCCUUAUUCCAGAGGAGCUCCCGUUUCUGGCUUACCUGCGGGCAGCCAAGGUGCCUCUGAACGAGUACGAGUUUCCCAGCCACAAGAUCGCCAAAGUGCAGCCGCAGCUGGAGCGGCUGAUAGCAAAGAACUACUACUUGCAUCAGAGCGCCAAGGAUGCUUACCGGGCCUACCUGCUGGCGUACGGCUCACAUGCUCUCAAGGACACGUUCAAUGUGCACCGGCUCAACCUGCAGCCUUCCACGCGACCCUGUCACGCGACGCACUGCAGAGCUAUCGAAAGCAUGGCAUCAUGCGCGGCGCAACGCACGACGCUGCGGCCUGUAACGGCCAACACGCCGCGCGUAUCUUUCCUGCGCGACAGCGACGCUAACGAUUCACUGGAACGCCAAGAUGAUUUUGUCGCGGCGGCUACUGCUGCUGUCGUCAGCAGUGAAACCACACUUGACGCCUCCCCCGCCGCUAAAACCGCCGCUGAAGCCGCCUUUGAAACCGUUGCUGAAGCCGCCGCCGCUUGUAAGGCCCCCGUCGUACUUCGCGCGGGAACGUUGGCGGCGCGGCGGAAACUCAAAUGCGGCUCGCUGCGCCUCGACGUGUCCCUUGAAGUUGACGAUUACGAAGGCGCCGACGACCAUCCGGACGACGCGGUUGAUAGUAAUCUGCACGGUCGCUGCGGCGCCAUUGCCGGCGCGAGUGAAGAUCACUUUUCCUUCGAGACGCCGCCGCAUGUGAUGCUGCUGCCGGCGGCUGUGGCGACCGCGACGUCGCCCACGAUCGCAUGGUCGUCGCGCGGGCGACGGUUCCGCAAGUCGUCCUCCGCGUCCUCCGCUCCCCUCUCCGUCGCCGACGGAAGCGCCACUCCUGCGAACGACGCCGCGUCGCGACAUGCAGACUUCUCGGAAACAGCAGCGGCAUUGCUGGCAGCGGCGGCGUUUCCGCGAGCUGCGUCUGCUGGCGCCGCGUUUACCAAGCCCCCGCGAAGCCCGCUGGCUUCCCUCACGGUGAUCUCCCCUUUCUCCCCUCCGCUUGGCGCGCAGCAGCUUUCGCCGGACGUGGCUCGUCACGCGGACGAUCCACGUGGCACCACCACCUCGCACAAGCCCCUGCGCCGCAGGAAGGAGAAUCGUCAUGAUCACCCGGCGGCAGAGCCAGCUGCGCGGCGGCAGGCCGCUGCGCGGCAGCUCGCAGAGCUGGCGCGCGGGGGGCUGCUCUCCCCAGCUAUUCUCACUGCUGACUCUGCCUCUUCUGGAACUAGCCUGAGGCGCUCUGCUAGCACCCCGGGGGAUCCGCAGUGA
Closterium sp. Yama58-4 is the source of this 3102-nucleotide messenger RNA. The record is from the annotation of a GenBank genome assembly. Lineage: Eukaryota; Viridiplantae; Streptophyta; Zygnematophyceae; Desmidiales; Closteriaceae.